CAAACGCAUCAAAUCACUAGCUCACCACCAUGACGACCAAGGCCACCACCCUUCUCCUCCUCCUCGCCGCCGCCGCCGCCGCGGCGCUCCUCUGCCACGUCCACGUCGCCGUCGCCGUCGCCGCCGCCGACCCGGAGCCGUGCGACCCGUCGGAUAUCACCAUCGCGACGGUGAAGACCGGGCGGGUCGUCGGCGGCCUGCCGGAGUUCCAGGUGACGAUCGGCAACGAGUGCUCGUGCCCGGAGGGGGACGUCGUGCUGUCCUGCCUCGACGGCGUGCCCGCCGGCAUCGACCGGAGCAAGAUCCACGCCGCCGGCAGCGACGGGCUCUGCCUCGUCAACGACGGCCUGCAGAUCGUGAAGGGGUCGCCGGUGGUGUUCACGUACGCCGCCAGCGCGCCCAUCAGCCUCGCCUUCAACGCCGCCUCGCCGCGGUGCCAACCUUGAGUUUGGCUGUAGGCCUACCAUUGUUUGCACCAUCUUCCAUCUAAACGUUCUUCUUUUUAUAUAUCUGGAUGCGUGCUGAUCAUUGUUAAUUCUCUCUGGUCACAAAUACUUGCAUCGGACA
Oryza sativa Japonica Group (Japanese rice) is the source of this 567-nucleotide messenger RNA. RefSeq lists its product as uncharacterized. Lineage: Eukaryota; Viridiplantae; Streptophyta; Magnoliopsida; Poales; Poaceae. The record is from RefSeq and is a predicted model, not a curated record. Gene Ontology annotation, biological process: cell fate determination.